Messenger RNA from Oryzias melastigma (Indian medaka), 2943 nucleotides. RefSeq names its product gastrula zinc finger protein XlCGF17.1. The transcript has 2 exons. NCBI's taxonomy places the organism in Eukaryota, Metazoa, Chordata, Actinopteri, Beloniformes, Adrianichthyidae. The record is from RefSeq and is a predicted model, not a curated record. The coding region runs from base 293 to 1441 and encodes 382 amino acids.
CAGACUGCUGGAUAUCUGCUGGAAACCACAGCUUCAGCUCCACCACAUAGUUCUCCCCCAGCACUGUGUGACUGAAGACGAGGGUCUUUGCAACCAACAGAGGAACUUCAGAGUGGAGCAGGAGGAAACAGAAUAUACACAAACUAAAAAGGAAGGCCUGGACCCCGAACCUCAACCUCCACUUAUUAAAGAGGAGCAGGAGGAACAAGAACCUCCACAGGCUCAGGAGGAACAGGGGCAAUUAGAAACUUAUCCGAUUAAAGACGAGCAGGAGGAUCCAGAACCUUCCCCGAUGAAAGAGGAACCAGGAGAACUCUGCAUCAGUCAGGAUGAAGAGCAGCUUGAUUUGAAGCAGGAGACUGAUACCUUGAUGGAGAUUCCUACUUAUGAGGGAAAUGAACACAGUGAAGUAGAUCUAAACAAUCUGCAGAGCUUUAAUGGAACUAAUGGUGAAGAUGAAGAAGGAAACCAACAUGAAGAAUCAACAUCAACUCCAGAUGAAGAGACAGAGCCACAGAACAGAGAUCAGAGGAAGAGAAGAGACAGAAGUCAUGAGCAAAGUGUGGACAGCUCUAACAUGUCAGAAAGUCAGUGUAACUCUGAUGUUAGAAAAAACUUAAAGAAAGGAAAUGUGGUAAAGAAACACAAACAAUCUCUAAUCUCCUCUGCAAAGUCUGGUGAAAGCUCAAGAAUAGUUGGUAAUCGCUUUGUCUACACAAAAACAGACACCGAUAAAAGACGUUAUCUCUGUAAUGAGUGCGGUAAAAGCUUUUGUAACAUGUCUCAGUUCAGAUUUCAUUCAGCAACCCACACAGGGGAGAUGCAGAUUUCUUGUAAAGAAUGUGAAAAAAGUUUUUGUCAAAUAUCAGAUCUCCGAAGACACAUGAUGACUCAUACAGGAGAGAAGCCUUUUCCUUGUAAAUAUUGUGAUAAAAGUUUUACCCGUAUAUUUAAUCUCAAAACACACAUGAGAACCCACACAGGAGAGAAGCCUUUUUCUUGUGAAGAAUGUGGUAAAAGAUUUAGUUGUACUUCUGAUCUCAAAAAACACGUGACAACCCACACAGGAGAGAAGCCUUUUUCUUCUAAAGAAUGUGAUAGAAGUUUUUUUCAAAUAUCUGAUCUCAAAGGACACAUGAGAAGAACUCAUACAGAGGUGAAGCUUUUUUCCUGUGAAGAAUGUGACAAAGGUUUUAGUCAGUUAUCUUAUCUAAGAAGACACAUGAGAUCUCAUACAGGAGAAAAGCCUUUUCCCUGUGAAGUUUGUGACAAAAAGUUUAGCCGUAUAUGUAAUCUCAAAGAACACAUGAGAACUCACACAGGAGAAAAGCCUUUUCUUUGUGAAGGUUGUGACAGAAGUUUUAACCGUAUAAGUAAUCUUAAAAGACACAUGAGAACUCAUACAUUAACAAAGUAUUUUUCUCAUCAAACAAUGUUAUAAAGGAUCUAGUGCAAAAAACUACACUCGCAAUUUAUUGCUGAUAACGAUUGUAGUAGAAGUAUGCAUACCACAAAUGGAUCACCACAUUUUGUGGUGGCGCUAGUUUGAGAAGGAGGCGCACAAAAACAGUUCAGCUAAGCUAAAAUGUUCAAUGAAUAAAUAAAUGACAUCUGAUCAAAAAUGUUCAACAGUUCUGAAGAUGCUCAAACUGCAGUCACCAAACUUUUUCACACUAACUUGUUCUUGUUUAUAGUUGCAUCAUUUAACUUAACUGCUCAAGCUACUUCACAGAAUUUAAGUUUAAGUGUUAAAUGAUAAAAGAAGGUUAAUAAAAGAAAAAUAGGAAAAACACUUGAAUCUCUUUAUUAAAUUUGUUCUCUUAUUAAAGUUGUUACGAAAGUAUUGGAUUGCGGUGUCAGCAAAUACCCAAAAUAAAAUGACUAGGGAUCAGGUUGGGCCCCAAAAAAACUUAAUGGCAACAUCCUUAAUAGUUACCAAAAGCUCUCUUAAAAUAAACAUUAUGGAGCAAAUGAAAACACAAAUUUAGAGAUGGAGUGUUCAAUCCAAAUAAAGGAAAUAUAUAUAUAUUAAAUUUCUUUGACUUUCAUAAUCUAUAAGCUACAAUUAUUGAUCCAAAUAAUAAAUUAUUGAUAUAUUUCAAUAUAAUGACUUUUGAACUGAUUUACAAAGAAAUUGAAAUGUUUUCACAAAAUUAAGUACUUUAGAUCAGGGAUGCUCAUUCCUGGUCCUGAGAUCUACUUUCCUGACUGUUUUCCAGAUCUUCAACCCUGCCAGCUGCUGAUUAGCUCAGUCAGAUGUCUCUGCAUUCUGAUUACCUGGUCCAGGUAAUCAGCAGUAAGCAGUGCAGUGACAGCUGUAAAACAGGCAGGGUGCUAGAUUUCAAGGACCAGGAAUGACCAGCCCUGUUUUAGACGUACCUGUAAAUAGAAAUGUGUUAAUCUGAAUGAAUACAGUCAAAUCGUUAUCUCUUAACCUAGGCACGUUAACCUUGGAGAGUGGGGUCAUUGGGAACCCACAAGACAGAGCGCUGAACUUUUAUUUAUUUUUUGAAUGAUUUUUGAUUUUCACUGAUGUUCAUGGAUACCACAAGGGUUUAAUGGUUUCAUUGUGGUUGUAGGUUUUCCUGAGAGUGUGUAUGUUGUCUUGAGUCUGUUACCACGGCAGCACAAAUAUUUUGUAAACAUUCCUACUUUUUGUUUAAAGCAGUAAUGGAGCGUUUACUUAUCACAUAAAAUGUGUUAAAAUGAUGUGUUAGAAUUAAAGACUAGUUUUAUGGGUCAUGUAAGUAAUUGUUUCAUUAGGAAAAGAUUUAUCUAAAAAUGUAGUAAGUUAGAGUAUGUAUAAAAACAGACUGGUGUUUCUAGUUUGUGUUCUUGUGUUCAUAUUUUCUACUAGAGACUAGACCCGUUUACCUGUUCUUUUUAGUUUUCAUUGUUCUGUCCCUAUCUUUACUGGGAAGAAUAAAUUGGAUGUGAACAUCA